AUGAUCGACGAUACUAUCACUUUCGACCGUCCUACCCCGAAGCCUGUUGACAAUCCCAACAAUAACACCAAUWAGAUAGUGCCCCCGUGGUGGAAGAGGCUUUUCGACAGACUCAAGAGGCUGGAUAAGCUGCGCGGCAAGAAACCUCCGUCACCAAGGAAUCCUGAGAAGCCGAACCCUAAAGUAAAUCCCGAAAACCCAGGCCCUGAAGCGAAUCCUAAAUACCCAGGCCCCAAUUUGAAUCCUGAUGAUCCGGCCCCUGGAAUACCAAGACCUGACGAUAAUGUUCCUGGAGGACCGGAUGAUGGAGUAUGGCAAGAUCCUCAUGAAGGAUGGGGCAGACCUCUCGAUGAAUAUCCCCUUACCUACGACCCGCUUGAAAAGUUGGACAUGGUUAAAGAUAUCGAGCUCCUGGGUAUCGAUGGCGGGGCCCCCUCUGUAGCCGAUUCGCUGGAAUUGAUCUACAGGCCAGACCAAUGGUCGCAGGCGCGGCAUCUAGGGCGGCCAAAUAAGGCGCCAAAGAAUUGGCUACCUCGAGAGGAACUACAAGAGUAUCUUGAAAUUGAAGACAAAGCUCGAAAUGCAGAGUCCGUACUCGAGAAGGAAGCGCAAGCGCAAACUCUCGAGGAAACCGCGGAGGGGAUUGCUGGAUCUCAAGGUUCUGAAGUGAGAAGGUUGCGCAACGAGGCUGCGAUAAUGGAGGCGAAAGUGGUCGAGGGUGUGGACAGCCGUAAUUCGUUGUGGAAUGAAGCCGUUGACCAAGUUGGCGAGCUAUUGGAAACGGACGUCCCCGGAGAGUACUCGGCGGAGGUGGAGGCGAAUUUCGACAAAUUCCGGCUUACUUACGAGGCGGAAGUAAAGGCGGACUUGGGGACCAAGCAAAAGAUCAAGCGCUUGGCAGGGAAAGCGAGCAAGCUCGACUAUCAAAUCCGUCAGUCCAAUCCAAUCUACAAAUCACUCCUGGAAGACGCCGACCGUCUGCACGAAGAAAAGAUCAAAGCUAUCUCAGAGGCGAGGAAGGAUCUUCUGAAAGUCCACUGGGCAAACCAGCCCGAGAUGUUUGCACACUGGCUGUCACAAUGGGAUGGAGGCUUUUUCUGGGACAAAGGUACUACCAUUGCACAGCUCACUGAGGGAAAGGCCGAAGCGAGAAUCAGGAAGCCUUCGGAUGAAAUUGCCCCAGAUGAUACAGACCCAUACACAACGAUCACGCCAGAGCACCGGACCGACUCUGCCUCGCAAGCGACUCCAGGCACAACCGCUGCUCAUGGCCCUAAGGCGUCUAAAACCGCUGAGGGCGCUUUCACAAGUGGUAACGUGGACUCUGCUACGCGAGCAGCUCCCCCUGCUUCUGGAGCUCGGAAGACUGUCAUUGGGAAAUCGAUUCUUCCGACUAUCCCUGUAACCAAACUGGUUGUGGGGAGCAUGACUUCUGGCACCACUCGUACCUUCACUACUUCCAGCACCUCUUAUACCAUCACUACUACCGGCACCUCUCAUGCCAUCACUACUUCCGGCACCUCUCAUGUCAUCACUCAGCCUCCUCCAAUCACAACCACAAUCACGUCGCCUACGGGAACCUCGACUCCUAACUAG
This is a messenger RNA of Ramularia collo-cygni, 1596 nucleotides long. RefSeq lists its product as uncharacterized. The transcript has a single exon. Lineage: Eukaryota; Fungi; Ascomycota; Dothideomycetes; Mycosphaerellales; Mycosphaerellaceae. The record is from RefSeq and is a predicted model, not a curated record. Bases 1 to 1596 code for a protein of 531 amino acids.